Messenger RNA from Hyla sarda, 921 nucleotides. RefSeq names its product olfactory receptor 5V1-like. The record is from RefSeq and is a predicted model, not a curated record. Gene Ontology annotation, molecular function: G protein-coupled receptor activity; olfactory receptor activity. Gene Ontology annotation, biological process: G protein-coupled receptor signaling pathway. Gene Ontology annotation, cellular component: membrane. NCBI's taxonomy places the organism in Eukaryota, Metazoa, Chordata, Amphibia, Anura, Hylidae. The transcript has a single exon. Bases 1 to 921 code for a protein of 306 amino acids.
AUGGUGUCUGAGUUCCUUCUUCUGGGAUUCCAAAGUCUUCAUAACUUCAAGAUUUUAGUUUUCCUUUGCAUCCUCCUGGCUUAUCUUGCCACAUUAGUUGGAAAUCUUCUGAUCGUCAUCUUGGUUGCCACCAACCACCAGCUCAAGGUCCCCAUGUUCUACUUUCUCAAGCAUCUAGCACUUGUGGAUCUUCUGUUCACCACCAACAUUGUACCCAACAUGUUACAUGUUAUACUGAUGGCUGGGGCUACAAUAACCACAACUGGGUGCUUUAUCCAGUACUGCCUUCAUUCUCUUUCGGUAUACACUCAAUCGCUGGUCCUUGCUGCUAUGUCUCUUGACCGAUACAUGGCCAUCUGUCAACCUUUGCGAUAUUCCUCUGUAAUGACCCCAAAAUUGUGUCUUCAUCUGGCUUUUUGGUCCUGGGCGGCCGGUCUCUUCCUCAGCCCAAGUGAAUUUUAUAUAAUCUUCCACCUGAAAUUUUGUAGCUCUAACGUGAUCGACCAUUUCUUUUGUGAUUUAGCACCAUUUCUUAUCUUGGCUUCGUCAAACGAAGAAUUGGUGGAAUGGCACGACUUAAUCAUCUCAUUUACCCUGAUCUUCAUCCCAUUUCUCUUCAUCAUCUUUUCCUAUGUGUUUAUUUUUAUAACUAUCUUGAGGAUUUCUACCUCCUCCGGAAGAAAGAAGGCGUUCUCCACCUGUAGCUCACAUUUGGUCACGGUCAGCACACACUGCGGGAUUCUAGUUACUGUCUAUGUAUUUACUGCAAGGGGAAAGCCUAUUCAUGAAAACAAAUUGAGGUCUUUGUUAUACACAGUACUAACGCCGUUCAUUAACCCCUUGUUAUAUAGCAUUAGAAACCAAGAGUUUAGAAAAGCGAUAACUAAAUUAAUUCAUGGAAAUAAUGGAAGACAAGGUUAG